UGGUGUUCUGGUGACAACGGCGCAUUGAUUCUCCCCCCCUGCGCUCCGCGUUAAAGGGGCGACAAACUCCACAAUAACCCCCCUCACAGGGAGCGGAGAGGAGCGAGCGGAGGAUAGACGGUGAGCGGCGGGGAGAGGAGAGGGCGAGGAGGCGGCAGGUCAUGCUGACGGACGCAGACUACCCCGGCGGCGCCUCCGCUGCCCGGCGGGCCAAGAAGAGGAGCUCCGGGGAGUCACCGGGGGACGGACAGGCCCUCCGCUCCUCCGGGAGGCAGGUCAACGUGCGCGUGAAGCGGGCCAACAACCCCCCUCCUGGACAGAGCAAAAGAAAAGCCACAGACACCGAGGAGGAAGACGACCAGUCCGAGAAGAAGUACAGGAAAUGUGAAAAGGCUGGAUGCUCGGCCACGUAUCCUGUUUGUUUCGCCAGUGCGUCUGAAAGGUGUGCUAAAAAUGGAUACACGUCUCGCUGGUAUCAUCUGUCGUGUGGAGAGCACUUUUGCAAUGAAUGUUUUGAUCACUACUACAGAAGUCACAAAGACGGAUAUGAGACCUAUGCAUCGUGGAAAAAAGUGUGGACUAGUAAUGGGAAGAGUGAGCCCAGUCUUAAAGCUUUCAUGGCAGAUCAGCAGCUUCCGUUCUGGGUCCAGUGCACGAAACCAGACUGCAGGAAAUGGCGGCAGCUGACCAAGGAGAUUCAACUCACUACUUCCCUAGCAGCAACAUAUCGCUGCGGCAUGAAGUUCAACAAUAUCAAGAGUGAAGGACCAGACCAGUGCUCCCAACCAGAGGAUUUGAGAGUGGCCGAGGUGAUCGACAGCUGGUGGCACUCCAUGCUGAUUUUGCCCCCGCUGUUUAAAGACAGUCCGGCCAGCCCCUUCCUGGCUGCCUACUACCCGGACUGUGUGGGCAUGAGUCCCUCGGGGUCUCCGAGUAACGUCUCUCUAACGGAGCUGCGGGCCGAGCACUGCAGAGCCGUCCAGCCCCAGAUUCCAGGCCUGUGUCCGUACUUCCAGCCGUUCUACCAGCCUAACGAGUGUGGAAAGGCUCUGUGUGUGCGACCAGAUAUGAUGGAGCUGGACGAGCUCUACGAGUUUCCGGAGUUUUCCCGUGAUCCCACCAUGUAUCUGGCUCUGCGAAACCUUAUCCUGGCCUCCUGGCAUCGGGACUGUAAGGAGGUGCUGACUCCUCAGAAGUGUGCCCCACACGUCAUCGUGCGCGGGCUGGUGCGUGUGCGCUGUGUGCAGGAGAUGGACCGAGUGCUGCACUUCAUGACCAGGAAGGGCCUGAUCAACACGGGCGUGCUGGCAGUCAAACAGCCUCUGCUGCCUGAAAAACACCGCUCCAAGAAUGUUAUUGUGAUCGGUGCCGGCGCGUCAGGGCUGGCAGCGGCACGGCAGUUGCAAAACUUUGGCACCCAGGUGGUGGUGCUCGAGGCACGGGACAGAAUUGGAGGCCGGGUGUGGGAUGAUACUUCUCUGGGUGUCACCGUGGGGCGAGGAGCUCAGAUCGUCAACGGCUGUGUAAACAACCCCAUCGCAAUGAUGUGUGAGCAGAUGGGCAUCAAGAUGCAUAAGCUGGGAGAGAGGUGCGACCUCUUCCAGGAGGGAGGACGAGUCACCGACCCGGCCAUCGACAAGCGCAUGGACUUCCACUUCAACGCCAUCCUGGAUGUGGUGUCCGAGUGGAGGAAGGACAAGUCACAGAGCCAGGACACACCACUAGGAGAAAAAGUCCAGGAAGUCUACAAGAACUUUCUGCAGGAGUCAGGGAUCCAGUUCAGUGAGUUGGAGGAGAAAGUGCUUCAGUUCCAUCUCAGCAACCUGGAGUAUGCCUGUGGAAGCACUUUAGACCAGGUGUCUGCUAGAUCCUGGGACCACAAUGAGUUUUUCGCCCAAUUCUCAGGAGACCACACUUUACUCACCAAGGGCUACUCUGUUUUACUUCAAAAACUGGCUGAAGGCCUCGACAUCCGCACCAAGUGUCCGGUUCAGGCCAUCGACUACUCAGGUGACGUUGUCAAAGUAACUUCCUCCAAUGGCUCGCAGUGGACAGCACAGAAGGUUCUUGUCACGGUCCCACUGACUUUACUGCAGAAGAACUUGAUUCAGUUCAACCCUCCGCUUCCUGAGAGGAAGUUGAAAGCGAUCCACAGUCUUGGAGCAGGUAUCAUAGAGAAGAUUGCACUACAGUUUCCAUACAGAUUCUGGGACAACAAAAUCCAAGGGGCGGACUACUUUGGUCACAUCCCGCCCAGUCCUGACAAGAGGGGCAUGUUUGGCGUUUUCUACGACAUGGACCCACAGGGAAAGCAAUCUGUGCUCAUGUCGGUCAUCACUGGAGAUGCUGUGCCCGCCGUCCGGGACAUGGAGGACAAGGAGGUCGUGGAUGAGUGCAUGAAGGUCCUGCGCGAACUCUUCAAGGAGCAGGAGGUCCCAGAGCCGCUGAGUUUCUUUGUCACCCGUUGGAGCAAGGACAUGUGGUCCCAGAUGUCCUACAGCUUUGUGAAGACAGGGGGCAGCGGCGAGGCCUACGACAUCCUCGCUGAAGACGUGCAGGGAAAAGUCUUCUUUGCUGGCGAGGCCACCAACAGGCACUUCCCUCAGACUGUGACGGGAGCCUACCUGAGCGGAGUCCGGGAGGCCAGCAAAAUGGCAGCGGUGUAAAGUCCGUCCCAGCGGGCGCUCAGAGCUCCAGCACGGACACGCCGGGCGGCACAGAGUCCGGCACCGGGCAGCGAGUCGACCUGGACGGCUGUUUCUCUGCACUGUGACGCCUCCUAACAACCUCGGCCGCUUCCCCCCGCAGAUACCCAACAGAGGACUUACUGUACGGUUAUUUGUAUUUUUUUUUGUUGGUGACAAGAUGCAAAACGAUAAACAGAGACAUGAAGGGUGGACGUGCCCUGCCUGGAUCCACUGCGCUGGAAAGCCGGCUGACGGUUCCUUAGAUUUGAUCUGAGUUCAACCAGUAAAUUUCUACUAAGCACCUGUGUGGAAGAAUCAGUCAGAAAAUAAUAAUAAUAAUAAUGAUGAUAAUAAAGUUUAAUUGUAUAGCACUUAUCAAAACCAGCAUUACAAACUGUUGAAUGAAGAGGCACGCAUGAGGAAAUGAAACCCAAACACAGUGGAUGUUUGGAAACCAUAAAUCAAACACCGAUGACAAAACGUAAAAACGACAGGUAGACUUCAAUGCAACGUCCAGAAUAAAGUGCAGUGUAACAGAAUAGUUGAGAAUAAAUAAAAAUAGAGUCGUAAGACAGCUUUUUUGAUAUAAAAUAAGUCUUCAUAAGUGACUGAUGUAGCAGGCUGGAGCUCCUCAGGCAGUUAGGGUUAGGGUUUAUAUGUGAAUUUAAAUGAAUAAUGAGAUUUAAUGUACAAGGUUUGAAUCUUAAUUUACUUUUUGGAGAGUUCCACGCCGAUGUUUUACACACCUGUGAUGAACCUAUGAUGGUUGAUGUGUCGAUACAAACUGUAAGCAGAAAUGGCCUGGAGGUUAGUCGUGUUUCUGUCAUAGCACUUUUUGAUUUUGGCAAUGGCUCUUUGGGUUAAACAGCUUAAACAAAAAAAGAAGAAGAGGAGGAAUGCUUCAUGUGUCUGUUGGUUUCUGUGUUGGACUGAUGAUGAUGAUGAUGAUGAUGUUGAUGAAAAUCAGAAGAUACCAAACUGUCCACGUAAACUUUCUCAGGGAUGUGAUCUGGACAAGUAGCAGAAAAAAUAUGAAAGAAAAUUAAAAAAAAAAAAAAAAUUAAAAAAUGAAGUGAUGAUGAAAUUCAGAAGAGGCUUGGACUACUGUGUAACCAAACAGAGAAAAAAAAACUGAAAACCUUGAAAAGACAGAAAAAAGAAAAAAAAAAAUCACAUCCCUGUUUGUAGCCGUGUUGCUUCCUGAAGCUGAUUUGGGAGCGUCGCCGUGUCGUCCUCAUCUUCUUCCACUUUCUGUUCAUCGAUGAAGCUUUAUUUGUAGGUUUGUCUUUACGGUGUUUACCUUUUCAUUUUUGUCUCCGAGGGUCAGUACGUCUAGAUAACCCUGUCCUGUGUGUCUGUGGUCACACUGCUUGAAUAUUUAUCCUGUCUGUGUGUAAUAAAGCCAGCUGUUAACUGCC
Myripristis murdjan (pinecone soldierfish) is the source of this 4105-nucleotide messenger RNA. It is a transcript of the gene kdm1b, whose product is annotated as lysine demethylase 1B. NCBI's taxonomy places the organism in Eukaryota, Metazoa, Chordata, Actinopteri, Holocentriformes, Holocentridae. The transcript is spliced from 21 exons. Bases 162 to 2666 code for a protein of 834 amino acids. The record is from RefSeq and is a predicted model, not a curated record. Gene Ontology annotation, molecular function: oxidoreductase activity; zinc ion binding; protein binding.